Molecule: messenger RNA, 3520 nt
Organism: Sebastes umbrosus (honeycomb rockfish)
Lineage: Eukaryota; Metazoa; Chordata; Actinopteri; Perciformes; Sebastidae
Product: sex comb on midleg-like protein 2
Exons: 15
Coding region: 388-2472 (694 amino acids)
Biological process (GO): regulation of DNA-templated transcription
Cellular component (GO): nucleus
Molecular function (GO): protein binding
Source: RefSeq, a predicted model, not a curated record
AUUAAUUAAAGAAAAAAAAAAAAAAAACGGCUUUCGGACGGGAGCCGGCUCUUAUCGUUCACUGAAAAGAGCCGAUUCAAAGAGCCGGCUCUUUAAACCGGCUCGUUCUGGACAGCCCCGUCUCCAGCAUUCACUACAUUCGUGUAACAGAAUAAAGAUGGCAGCUGCUGCUCAGAGAGAGGAGUGUGAGGAUCCUUCACUCGGAUAAAACACGGCUCCAAUCAGGACUACACUGGCAAGAAGCAUACCUGGUCGCCAUUGGUCGUCAUCAUUGAAGUGUCGCCAUCGUAGAAGUGUCGCCAUUGGUCGCCAUCGUAGAAGUGUCACCAUUGGUCUUCGUCACCAUUGGUCGCCAUCGUAGAAGUGUCACCAUUGGUCUUCGUCACCAUGGGAAAAACUCCACUAAAAGAUCAGAAAGAUGGCAAAAAAGAGAAGCCAGGGAGAAUGCUUCCACUAACAGGUACAACUCCUGCAACAACUAAAGAUGCUUUCAGCUGGGAAGAAUAUCUAAAGGAAUCGUCUGCUAUGCCGGCUCCACCAGGAUGUUUCCGUCAGGCCAGAGUCCCGCCCUCCAACGACUUCAAGGUGGGGAUGAAGCUCGAAGCCCACGACCCGCGCAACUCCACCUCCGUGUGCAUCGCCACCGUGAUGGGUUUAACUGGGGUUCGUCUGCGUCUCCGUCUGGAUGGAAGUGACAACAGCAAUGAUUUCUGGAGACUGGUGGACUCCUUGGACAUCCAGCCAAUCGGCACCUGUGAGAAGAACGGAGACAUGCUGCAGCCACCGCUGGGAUUUCGGAUGAAUGCCUCCUCGUGGCCCAUGUUUCUGUUGAGAACGUUAAAUGGAGCCGAGAUGGCGCCAGCAACGGCCUUUAAAAAGGAACCUCCGAGGCCCCCCCAGAACAACCUGAAGCCAGGCAUGAAGCUGGAGGCCGUGGACAAGAAGAACCCGUACCUCAUCUGCCCCGCCACCAUCGGAGAGGUGAAGGGCGACGAGGUCUUUAUCAUGUUCGACGGGUGGCGGGGCGCCUUCGAUUACUGGUGCAAGUACGACUCCCGGGACGUCUUCCCCGUGGGCUGGUGCUCACUCACAAAGCACAGCCUGCAGCCACCAGGAAACAGUGUUUCGCUGCCAAAGAGCGUGCCGAUCCUCCCGGCGUCGCCCUCCAAGCCCAGCAGGCGGUCCAUGCAGUCCCCCUACAGACUCCCCAACCCUCUGCCCGCUCUGCCCGUCAGGAAGGGGGUGAGAGGCCGUCGGCCCAAGAGCGAGACCCUCGCUCUGCUCAAAGCUGUGGCGGAAGCAGCCGCCGCCCAGAACGGAACUGAACCGGAAAACACGGAGCUCGUACCGCGGUCCUACAAGAAGAGAGGCCCCAAGCCUGGAAGCAAGAGGAAGUCCAAGAUCCUUCAAAGCCCAGCACAGCUGCCCAGCAUCCAGGUUCCACAAGAAAGCCCCGCCAGCCUCAACUCUGUGGUUUCAACAGUGUGUGUGUACGUGAAUAAGCACGGGAACUGCGGCCUCCACCUGGACAGGAAGCAGAUGCAGCAUCUGCCAGACCACUUUGGCCCGGGGCCGGUGAACGCUGUGCUCCAGCAGGUGGUCCAGUCCUGUAUAGACUGUGCGUACCAGCCUAAAGUCCUGCUCAGUGCUCUGCAGACUCACUCAGGAGGAGGAGAGGUUGUCAGAGUGAGAACAGAUGGUGGUGUCCGUGUGGUCAAACUUCCGUCGGCCUCCAGUGCUUCCUUCGUGCUGCGGUUCUUGGAGACGAUGUGUCGCCACCUGCAGUGUGACAACCUGUUCAGCAGCCAGCCGUUCAGCCACUACCCUGCUUACGACAGGACCAAGUCAGUGAAAGAAGAGGCGUUGGACGCUCCGUCUCUGGCUCGGGGGAGUAAACGGAGUCUCUCCGGCGUCUCGCCGCCGUAUGCUGCCCCUCUGUCACCUAAACAUUUACGCACAGAAGCUCACCCUUCAGAAGAGACGCUGCCUCAUGAAGAGAACAGCCUAAUAAAGGAGCAGCGCUACAUGGACUCAGCCUCCAACUCCAUGACCCCUCGACCCCAGAUGGUGCGCAGUUCCUCAGAGUACCACUCCCACGCCAGCAGCCGCUACCGCGCCAGCAACGCCGUGGCCAUGCGCCGCCUCUCCGCUAACCCCGCAGAGCUCAGCUCCACGCAGCCUCUCAGACGAGUAGAAGCAGCCAGCUCCACCACAGGUCCUGAAGCGCUGGCGUCCGAGCUGCCCAGUAAAAACCCCUCCUCCUGGUCCAUCGAAGAGGUGAUGCAGUUUGUGAGGGACGCCGACCCCACGGCGUUAGCGCCACAUGCUGAACUAUUCAGAAAACAUGAGAUCGAUGGAAAAGCUCUGAUGCUGCUACGGAGCGACAUGAUCAUGAAGUACAUGGGUCUGAAACUGGGUCCAGCACUGAAGCUGUGCCACCACAUAGAGCGGCUGAAACAAGGCAAACUGUAAGAGGAGCCGGCCGGACCCCCCCCCCCCCUCCCCCCACCCACCCACCCACCCUUACCCCCCGUGAGCAAUAAGCCCUGCAGGAGCCAGCGUCUGGACUCAUGGGGCACGCAGGGGCUGCAUGUGAACUCUCUCGACUCCACCUCGACGGACUGAACAGGUGUUACGACUUCAUCCCGACUUCCAGAGUGGAGGAAACGAAGUGUGCCGUGCGUUUGCUGACACAUUACCUCAUCCCCCUCCAUCAGUGAGCGAAAAAAAAGCUGUCGAUUGACUUUUUUGAAAUCCCAAAGGAAAAGAAUCCCGGCAGUGUUUACAUUGCAAAGCACAUGUGCACACGUGGACAUGUUUUUUUUUUUAACGGAGAUCUUUUGAUCCUGGUUUUGGAUCCCCAAAGAUGGAGAAUGUUUCUUCUUAUAUAAUGUUUUUAUUCUUGUUAAAUUUAAUAAGGACUCCGUCAGAUGUUCUUCCCCCUAUGAGGAUUUGGAUGCUCUCUCUCUCUCUCUCUCUCUCGCUCUCUCUCUCUCUCGCUCUCUCUCUCUCUCUCUCUCUCUCGUCUGUGCUGUCGUAUUCUCACUCUUCACACGUAUGCCUCAAAGUAUGGAAAUAUCCGCCUGCCCGAAAGAAUGCUAAUAACGUCAUUCCAUUUCGUUCACACAACGCCAGACAAGACGUUUUCAUUUGCUUAACAUUGUCAGAAUCAUGUUUUUAUUCUAACCUCACAUUUUCUAAGAGUGUCCUGCAGGAUCAUCAUCUGCUGUGUGGCAUGAUUGUGUCUUACGGUGCGUUCACACCAGAGCGAAGCGAAUAUUUCAACUACCGUGAAUAACACAAAGUUUCCCGUGUUCGCGUCGCAUCAUCCACGUAUUGGCAGGAGUUGAAAUAUUUCAACUCAAGCGAGAAAUUGGCGUGACGCUGUGUCGUAAAAGCCUAUCAGCGUUGAGAUUCUCCUCCUGUCGUCACUGACGAUGGAGGAAAUAAAUCUUGUAUGUGUCUGUGGUCACCCAGAGCUACGAUAGUCCAUCAUAUCUGUACAGAGACCGGACCAAAC